Messenger RNA from Maniola jurtina (meadow brown), 1625 nucleotides. RefSeq names its product 26S proteasome regulatory subunit 4 (gene Rpt2). Gene Ontology annotation, molecular function: ATP binding; ATP hydrolysis activity; proteasome-activating activity. Lineage: Eukaryota; Metazoa; Arthropoda; Insecta; Lepidoptera; Nymphalidae. The transcript has 9 exons. Bases 159 to 1478 code for a protein of 439 amino acids. Gene Ontology annotation, biological process: proteasome-mediated ubiquitin-dependent protein catabolic process. The record is from RefSeq and is a predicted model, not a curated record. Gene Ontology annotation, cellular component: proteasome regulatory particle, base subcomplex.
ACAGCUCUGAGUCGGAUGAUCCACAGAUUCUGAUCUGGAAAAAAAAAACAAAAAUCGCCUUGUAAUGGAGAUGUAAUGGAGUGUUGGUGAUUGUUCUUCUUUAUUUUAAUUUUACACAAAACUAAAAUAAUUUGUUUCCAAAGGAAAAGAGUGUGAUAAUGGGUCAAAAUCAAUCUGGGAGUGGAAGCGGUGGAGACAAGAAAGACGACAAGGAUAAGAAAAAGAAAUAUGAGCCUCCAAUUCCUACAAGAGUUGGAAAGAAGAAGCGUAAAGCGAAGGGGCCUGACGCCGCAUUGAAGCUGCCUCAAGUGACGCCACACACGCGUUGCAGGCUCAAGUUGUUGAAGCUAGAAAGAAUCAAGGAUUACUUACUCAUGGAAGAAGAAUUUAUCCGUAAUCAAGAAAGACUUAAGCCCCAGGAGGAGAAAAUUGAAGAGGAAAGGUCUAAGGUUGAUGACCUGAGAGGGACGCCCAUGUCUGUUGGCACACUGGAAGAGAUCAUAGAUGACAAUCAUGCCAUAGUUUCAACAUCAGUAGGCAGCGAGCACUAUGUCAGCAUCCUGUCCUUUGUGGACAAAGAUCAGCUGGAGCCCGGCUGCUCAGUUUUAUUAAACCAUAAGGUCCAUGCAGUGGUUGGUGUGCUGGGUGACGACACAGACCCCAUGGUGUCUGUCAUGAAACUGGAGAAGGCUCCACAAGAGACCUACGCUGAUAUUGGUGGGCUAGACACUCAGAUCCAAGAAAUCAAGGAAUCAGUGGAGUUGCCUCUAACCCACCCAGAGUAUUAUGAAGAGAUGGGCAUCAAACCUCCAAAAGGUGUCAUUCUUUAUGGACUUCCUGGCACAGGCAAGACCUUGCUGGCCAAGGCGGUUGCUAACCAGACAUCUGCAACAUUCCUGAGAGUGGUUGGCUCUGAACUGAUUCAGAAAUAUUUGGGUGAUGGUCCAAAGCUAGUCCGUGAAUUGUUCCGAGUGGCGGAGGAGCAUGCACCAUCCAUAGUGUUCAUAGAUGAAAUUGAUGCUGUGGGUACCAAACGUUAUGACUCAAACUCUGGAGGUGAGAGAGAAAUUCAAAGGACUAUGUUGGAGCUCCUGAAUCAGCUGGAUGGAUUUGACUCUAGGGGUGAUGUUAAAGUUAUCAUGGCAACAAACAGGAUAGAAACAUUGGACCCUGCUCUCAUUCGUCCCGGCCGGAUUGACAGGAAGAUAGAAUUCCCACUGCCAGAUGAGAAAACAAAGCGAAGGAUCUUUACUAUUCACACAUCAAGAAUGACCCUUGCAGAUGAUGUAAACCUGUCAGAGCUUAUCAUGUCAAAGGAUGAUCUUUCUGGUGCAGAUAUAAAGGCUAUUUGUACUGAAGCUGGGUUGAUGGCCUUACGAGAGCGACGUAUGAAGGUUACUAAUGAAGACUUCAAGAAGUCCAAGGAGAGUGUCCUUUAUCGCAAAAAGGAAGGUACCCCAGAAGGCCUUUAUCUUUAAUUACAUUACUUACACACCUUUCCCAGGAUUUCUUGAAUCUAUUUAUAUUAUUCUACAUCUAACAAAAUAAUAGAAGGAAUAUUCUAUAUUCUUGAAUACAAUAUUGAUGUUAACAUCUUUGCUUGAAAUAAAAUGAUUGAACACGAA